This is a messenger RNA of Molossus molossus (Pallas's mastiff bat), 1152 nucleotides long. It is a transcript of the gene CTF1, whose product is annotated as cardiotrophin 1. The record is from RefSeq and is a predicted model, not a curated record. Lineage: Eukaryota; Metazoa; Chordata; Mammalia; Chiroptera; Molossidae. The transcript has 3 exons. The coding region runs from base 32 to 634 and encodes 200 amino acids.
UGGAGGCAACCGGGAUCAGCCCGGGGCCAGCAUGAGCCGGAGGGAGGGAAGUCUGGAAGACCCCCAGGCUGACUCCUCAAUCUCACCCCUGCCCCUCUUGGAGGCCAAGAUCCAUCAGACACACAGCCUUGCCCGCCUCCUCACCAAAUAUGCUGAGCAGCUGCUCCAGGAAUAUGUGCAGCACCAGGGAGAUCCCUUCGGGCUGCCCGGCUUCUCGCCUCCGCGGCUGCCGGUGGCGGGCUUGAGCGCCCCGGCCCCGGGCCACGCGGGCCUGCCGGCGCCGGAGAGGCUGCGGCUGGACGCGGGGGCGCUGGCUGCACUGCCGCCGCUGCUCGACGUGGUGCGCCGCCUGCAGGCCGAGCUGAACCCGCGCGCGCCGCGCCUGCUGCGGCGCCUGGAGGACGCGGCGCGCCAGGCCCGGGCCCUGGGCGCCGCCGUGGAGGCCGUUCUGGCCGCGCUGGGCGCCGAGCCCCGCGGACCCCGGGCCGAGCCCGUCGCCGCCACUGCCGCCGCCGCCGCCGCCGGCGUCUUCUCGGCCAAGGUGCUGGGGCUCCGCGUGUGCAGCCUCUACCUCGAGUGGGUGAGCUGCACCGAAGCCGACCUGGGCCAGCUGGUGCCCGGGGGCCCGGCCUGAGCGCAGGCGUGUCCUCCUCUCGCUGUCACCUCCUUGCCAGCUGUCUUCAUCCCUCUCCAUCUCUGUCAGUGUCUCCAUCUUCCGGUCUCUGUCGUCUCUAUUUGCGUUGUAUGUUCUCUGUCUCUUUCUCUAGGGAUCCUCUUGUCUCAGUAUGUGACUUUCCACGACCAUCAUAUUCUUGCUUUCUCCCUCUUUUCUCCGUCGCUUGGGUCUGCCUUUCUUGGUCCCCCCUUUACCAGUCUUUACUCAAUGAAAGGGGUCACUUUGUCUCCCUUUUUUCUCUCUUAUCUCCCUCUUUGCCCCAUAUGAGCAUGUGUGCAGCUCAGCCUCAUCUCAAGGAGGAUCAUUCUGUUUCCUUCUGUCCCUCUCCCUGUCCCCGGAGUCAUUCCACCUGCUGCCCUCUCCCCAACUGUGAUGUGCUUCCACCCCCUUCGCUUCCCUCUGCCCUAUCCUUGCACCUCCUCUUCCCCCCAAGCCAGGGCUGGAAGAGAAACAGUCAACACCUUGAUAGAAUUUCA